CUAAAGCAUGCUAAGAAAGUAGUGCCUACUCAAGACACGACACACAUACACCGGCUGUACGCUCUUUCUGUACACUACUGACCGAUUCUUCUCCUAUGUAGAUUACUAAACGUUGAAUCAUGGCAGGGGAGACUGAAUAUGAAGGGGAAUCGUCCACGUCGAUACCGAUGCUUCUUGUUAAUGCGGCCUUCGAGUAUGACACCCAGAAGAUUGUUCACAUCAAGAAUAAGAAGAUUGGAUUCCUAAAUCGUCUUAUGCAGCUUGCCAUCAUUGGCUACAUCAUUGGGUAUGCCAUUGUUUACAAGAAAGGAUACCAGUCAACGGAUAUUGUUGUAAGUUCCGUCACAUCCAAGAUGAAGGGUGUCUCCUAUACCAACAUCAGCGGCCUACCAGAUCUAAACAUCGAUGAAAACGAGACUGCUCCAUACAAUAGGAUAUGGGAUGUUUCAGACUAUGUCAUACCUCCCCAGCAAUCUGAUGCUUUUUUUGUGAUGACCAACAUGAUUAUUACGCCCAACCAAAAAAGAGGAAAAUGUGCUGAGGAUCCAGAUAUGUUCAAUGUUAGUUGUUCGCCAUCUGCCCAACAAUGCCAAAAGGGAGUUCCAGUUCCCAACGGAAAUGGAGUCCAAACUGGGGAGUGUGGUAACUUCACAUUCCCAAAUGGUAGCACAACUCAUACAUGUGAGAUCUUUGCCUGGUGUCCAGUGGAGUAUGACGUAAACCCAACGCAGAGUGAGCCGGUGCUGAAUGAUGCUCGAGACUUCACUGUUCUCAUUAAGAACACGGCUACGUAUCCAAAGUUCAAUUUCUCAAAGAGAAAUAUUCUUGAAAGUUCCAAUAAAACUUAUCUUCAGAAGUGUAAGUACAACAGCCAUACAGAUCCAUACUGUCCGAUCUUCAGGUUGGGAGACAUCGUCCAUGAGACGGGGGAGGACUUUAAAACAAUGGCGUAUAGUGGAGGAGUUGUAGCAAUCUCUAUCAACUGGGAUUGUAAUUUGGAUUAUAGUCAGAAAGAAUGUCGUCCUGUUUAUACAUUUGCAAGACUGGAUAAUAAGGAUGCCAAACUGGCAAAGGGCUAUAACUUCAGAUAUUCCCACUACUACCAGGACACUGGAGGUGCUGAUUCACGUACAUUAUACAAGGCCUAUGGUAUUCUCUUUAAGAUCAUUGUUACAGGCACUGCAAGAAAGUUUGACUUUGUACCUCUGAUGCUGAAUAUAGGAUCUGGCUUAGCGCUGCUGACCAUGUCGACCAUUGCCUGUGAUAUCAUCGUAUGUUACAUCUUAAAGGGGCGCGACUACUACAAGAAGAAGAAAUACAUGAAUGUGAACCCUGAUGAUGACGCCGAUUAUCAAGUCUUUAAUUGAAGAAACAAACAAGUCAGAACAUCCACAAAUAAGAGAUGUUUAAUUUGCAUCGGGAUAAAUAUUUUUGUAUCCCUGAUGCAAAUUUGACAUCUCUUUUAUUGUUGCGG
Messenger RNA from Asterias rubens (European starfish), 1474 nucleotides. RefSeq names its product P2X purinoceptor 4-like. Gene Ontology annotation, biological process: monoatomic cation transmembrane transport; response to ATP. Gene Ontology annotation, molecular function: extracellularly ATP-gated monoatomic cation channel activity; purinergic nucleotide receptor activity. The coding region runs from base 120 to 1367 and encodes 415 amino acids. The transcript has 12 exons. Lineage: Eukaryota; Metazoa; Echinodermata; Asteroidea; Forcipulatida; Asteriidae. The record is from RefSeq and is a predicted model, not a curated record. Gene Ontology annotation, cellular component: plasma membrane; nuclear inner membrane.